Molecule: messenger RNA, 3252 nt
Organism: Vitrella brassicaformis
Lineage: Eukaryota; Vitrellaceae
Source: the annotation of a GenBank genome assembly
AUGCGACCACACCGACACACCGACCACACCGACACAAAGCAGAACAACUGGCAGAGCAGCCAGUAAAGCUAGUUUGCACAUUUCCACAAUAUCACUUAGUGUCGUCAUCGUCGUCGUCAUCGCUCCCCAGUUCUGCUCAUUCACAAGGAGACACAGCAAAUAUUUAUAUUUCCUACCCUCUCCCUCACCUCCCGCAGAUAUGGACACGAUGCGCUCCCGUCCCUGCCCGUCGGUGAAGCGAAUGAGGAAGCCCCCACCGCUGGCUGGGGCAGCUGAAGGCGAGGCUGAAUUCGGUGUCGUUUUCGGUGUCGGUUUCCCCGGAAGUGUAAUGGUGUCUGACUCAUAAAACCAAUUCGAGCGAUCCAUCGCUAAUACACACAGCUGAGACAUGGGUAUUGUUACAGCCUUACUCGACUCGUUGCCGCCCGUCGGCCGGGGAUUUGGCGUCACAGGUCUGGGUGGUGCCGUCAGCGCAUCCAGCACCUACAAGAGACAGAGAUGACAGAUACACCUACAAGAGACAAGAGAAUAGUACCUCUUUCGCCGUCGGUCGUUUGCUUCGAUCUUUCUCAAAGCACCGCUGCAAGCCGCCACACACGCUCUCUUUCCCAGAAUAAGCUGUUGCUCUCUUUGUCAGACGCACCUGAAGGACCUGCCGCACGUGCGGAGGGAACAGCUUGCCCGUGGGCACCUCAGGCUGCCAAUGGAAUGGAAUGGAAUGAGACACGAAUAAAGUGACUAAUGUGCGGCUAGAAAAAGAGCCACAAAAGACCUUCACUCCCUGCUCGAGCAGUCUCUUGGCUUGCUCCGCAGCUUGCUGUGAAUUCAAUCCACUCAGCUCAGCAGCGAAUGGCCUCUUUCCUGCAGAGAGAGCAAGGCAAUGGGAGGAGGUCAGUAGGUAGGCUGCAUCUCACCGCCAAGAAUCUCCACCUCAACACACCCCAGAGCCCAAAUGUCGGUAGCAAAAUUCGGUCGGACGUCUGCAACAUACAAUGACAGCUACAGAGAGAGACGAUAGCAACAGUGGAAACUCACUUGGGUCGUAGGUCUCGAGCGGCAUGUAGCCGGGUGAGCCCGCACCUACGUGUGAUGGGUGAGUGUCUGUAUAAGUAUGUCUAUUCAUGUGGAAAAGCCCUCACCUAAGGUGCUUGCUAUACUGGUGCCCUGCACGAAUCUCGCGAGCCCGAAGUCGGUGAUCUUGAUGUUUCCUUUGGCGUCGACCUGAGUGAGGAGACAGCACAAUUGGAUGAGAGCUAUUCACAUUGUCAGGCCUGUGGCGUGGCUGACGAGUAUGUUGGCUGCUUUGAGGUCGCGAUGGACGAUUUGGUGUGCGUGGAGGGCAACAACACCCUCGCAAACCUACACACACAAAGGCACUUUGCCUAGCAAGCCUCAGACACAGCGAUAUACCUGCACGGCCAGUUUCUGGCGGAUGCUGUCGUCUAAACGCCCGUCUUUAGCCAGCCGUUCCAGAUAUUCGUCCACUUGGCCACCGAUGCAGUACUCUGAGAGACAGAAGGCUCACCAAAUCGGGUAAGACACAGGUGCUCGUAAUGUACCUAUGACAAUAAUCGCCUUCGUCCCACUCCCGGGCACAAUCCCGAAGAAUGUGAUCAAGCGAGGAUGCCGAACGCGCGAAAGGACGUGUAUCUCCUUCUUUGCGUCCUCGAUCGAUGCCUUGUCCUGAGCAGGCGACACAUUGUGCCCAUGUCAGGCUUCGCUCGAUCGGCGUGACGGUCCCCGAUAAUCGCUCACUAGUCUCUUAGCGGCUACAGCUCGGCCCUUCCACUUGGCCUUGAGCACAGUACCGAUUGCCCCCGAGCCUGUUCAGCCAGAGACAUAAAGGAAGCCAUCUGUCCAAGUACGCCAUCGACUGCUGCAUCCCAUACCGAGGACAUUGUCGAACCCAGCCUCGAAUUCCAGCUCAUGAGGCUUGAUCACAUCGAAAAUGGGGGGAGCCGUCAAAUCAACAUCCUGUUCACUCGUGUCAUGGCUGGGCUCGGGCAGAAGGCGCUGAUCCGCUGCCGGCCGUGGCUGCUGUGCACCGGUCGCCUGCAUCCUCAACUUGAUCUCGCCUGCCACGAUGGAAAACGCCUGACAGCACACACCAAGACAUACACAGUAUGGGUGGGGUGGACCGGUGUCAACGUUGUGUGUUCCAGAAACCGUUGUGAGCGUCCUUACCUGCUCAACGUUGUGUGACUUUUUCGCGGAUGUUUCGAGGAAUGAAAUGCCGAGCUGGUCGGCGAGCUCCUUUCCCUCGUCGUAAGACACCACCUUUUUGCUCGCCAAAUCACACUUGUUGCCGACCUGCACACAGGCGCACACACCCACACACACGUGGAACGGCACACAGAGAGUGUGUGUGUGUGUGGUGUAGGCAUCGUACCAGGAGCUUGUUGACGUUUUCUGUGGCGUAUUUGUCGUUUUCUGCGAUCCAGUUCUUGACGUUAAGGAAACUCUCCUUGUCCGUCACGUCGUACACUAUGAUGAUGCCUACACACACACACACACACACACACACACACAGAUGGCCAUCAUGCUGCACCCUUGCGUCCAUAUGGUUGAGAGAGCGUCCUCCCUCCGCUCACCAUGAGCGCCUCUGUAGUAGGAUGAGGUGAUGGUGCGGAAGCGCUCCUGCCCCGCGGUGUCCCAUAUCUGGAGCUUGACGGUCUUGCCGUCCAGCUCGAUUGUCCUGAUCUUGAAAUCCACUCCUAUGGUCGAUAUGCAACUGCACACAUCACACACAGCAGAAGCUGGAUGGGUGGAUGGAUGGAAGGUGGGCCAUGUGGCGGCACCUGUCGGUGUAGAUAUCGUCAGCGAAUCUCAGAAGGAGACAGGACUUGCCCACGCCGCUGUCUCCGAUCAGCAACACCUUGAACAGAUAGUCACUGCACACACACAACAUUCCAGCAUAGAGAGAGAGCAAUGGACCAGUCAGAGUGCAAGCAGCCGCGCCAAGCACAGCCCGGCACAGCCCAGCACACACAGCACGACAGCCUCUCUCUCUCUCCCCUCUAAGCAGACACGCAGCGGCCAUCUGCCACUGUGUUGCAGGCAGGCUCAUCUGCUUCUCUGUCCCUCUCCCGCGUGUGUGCAUGUGCCUACUAUUCAGGAUUCAUGACGACCAGCACACAGACGCCAACACGCGGCUCUUGGAAGACCGGCUGUUGGAAGACACUCACUCUCUCUGCUGCCGAGUGAGAUUCACGCAGCAGAUCUGACCAAAAGGGAGUGAGCCCCACUUCUUCC